AUGUUCUCGCCUCUACCCCUCUCCCAGCCCCACUUCCAGACAUGUGGUCCUUCCGCCUCUACCUCUUCUCUUGCUCCGCGCUCAACUGCACCGACUCACUACGCGCCACACGGCUACUCGGGAGAUGGAUGGCGUCAAAUGCUUCUUCCCAUUCCUUCACACGUAUCCGACCCCUACCAGUUUCUCGACGAGCUCCGCGCCCAGUGGGAAGAGGAGACGCGUAGGCUCAAUUGGAUCAGGAGGGAGAGACAAGAUGGCAGUUCUAUACCGCCGCACAUGGUUGGGAAAUGGGCAAGGAUGCUGGAACUCCCCUGCGAGGUUUGGAGGGGUAUUGCGAGAGAGGUCGUGAGGGAGGGGGAGGGAGCGACUUUGGCCCGCGUCUCCCGUGACUUCCAGCACCUCCUCACUCCACUCCUCCUGGCCUCCCCUCACCUUGCGUCGAGUGGCGACCUCGACUCGCUUCUCCUCUCCCUCACAUCGUCCCCUUCGCGUAUCCUGCUCAUCUCCUCGCUCUCACUGCAGCUCACCUCGAGUGCUGAUUGGGCAAAGGCGGAACAGCUUGGCAACACGCUGAAGGGAGGCGGAGCGGACAUCAAAAGACUGAAGCUGAAGUGUGCAGGCAGUGAUACGGGGAAAGCGAGAGAGCUCUUUGGGUGCUUCAGACCCGAGGAGUUUGAGUGGACCACCUCCCCGUGCUGGCUUAUUCGUCCCUCACGAGCAUUUGCCGACCUCCUCACACCCUGGUGCACCCACUCGUCGACCUCAGCCUCAGCACCACCGCCUUGCUUGCUCACCCUUCGCCUGUCUGGCUUCUUCCUCGACGACCACUUCCUCGAAGCACUACUGGGCCUCGCCUCGUUAGAGAAGCUUGUGCUCUUUGGACGAACAGUGCAGAACAUUCCCAUCGGCGUUCUGCGGGGCUUAUUGGGAGGCUCUGAGUGGGAGGCUACAUGUGAGGCAGAGACGAAAGGUACCUCCCGGAGGCCAGAUCAAGGUCGCCGUCAGCUCCACCUUACUGAGCUGAGCCUCGUCGACUUACCUCGAGGCUCUGCGCAGAGGAUACUCGGCCAGGUAGAGGAUCUGGUCUCGCCCUGCGGGAAAGCAGCGUGGCGUGGUAUUACUCGCGCGUCAUCCAAGGAGGGAAAUGAGGAUGUGAUCCUCAGCAGGGCAUGA
Jaminaea rosea is the source of this 1173-nucleotide messenger RNA. RefSeq lists its product as hypothetical. The record is from RefSeq and is a predicted model, not a curated record. NCBI's taxonomy places the organism in Eukaryota, Fungi, Basidiomycota, Exobasidiomycetes, Microstromatales. The coding region runs from base 1 to 1173 and encodes 390 amino acids. The transcript has 2 exons.